GAAAGCGGAGUCGAGCUGGCGAGAGCAGCCACCAAACCAAAAACCGUCAAAGCUCUCUCUAUCUCUCUCAAUUCCGCCAGCUUAGGUUUGCUGCGUAGCGAAGCCAGCCAUCAAUCAAUCAUUGGGGGGGCAAUCUGGGACGCUCUAUUCCCACCCUCAGAUCGAAGCCGGUUUACGCGCUUUUGUUGCCAAAUCGAGCCCUAAAUUUCCGUUUGGUUUUGAUCUGAUCGGAGCCCCGGCACCAAGCACCGUCGAUGGCUUCAGCGAAGUCUUCUCGGUCCAGAGGACUGACCGGCACGCCGGCGAAGGGCAACAACCCUAAGGAUACCGGCACGAAGCUCGAGGAAAAUCUCAACGUCUUCAAGUCCGAUAAAUUCGAUGCUGAUGGCUUUGUGCAGUCCAAGUGUAAUUCCCUGAACGAGAAGGAAAUAAGGCAGUUAUGCUCAUAUCUUCUGGACUUGAAAAGAGCUUCAGCUGAGGAAAUGCGUAAAAGUGUCUAUGCUAACUACACAGCCUUCAUACGCACGUCAAAGGAGAUAUCAGAUUUAGAGGGGGAGCUAUUAUCGAUCAGAAACCUGCUAUCUACUCAGGCAACUUUAAUUCACGGCCUAGCUGAGGGAGUUCACAUUGAUUCUUUAUCUAACAUGGUUCCUGAUGGUUCUAUGGAAAAUGCUUUAUCCAAUUAUGAAGACAAUGAACCUUCAGAUCUGGAGAAGCGGUUAAUAGAGUUCCCUGAUGCACUUGAUGUUUUGUUAGCUGAGAGGAGGGUGGAUGAAGCUUUGAAAACCCUUGAUGAAGGAGAGCAUAUAGUUUGUGAAGCAAAAGAAAAUAAAACAUUAAGUCCAGCAAUGCUUUUGUCGCUACAAACUGCUAUUACUGAACGUAGGCAAAAAUUAGCUGAUCAGCUUGCUGAAGCUGCUUGCCAACCUUCAACCCAUGGCAACGAGCUUCGAGCAUCUAUUUCAGCUCUUAAAAAGCUGGGGGAUGGCCCUCGUGCUCAUAGUUUGCUGCUCAAUGCACAUUACCAAAGAUAUCAGUAUAACAUGCAAAGCCUUCGUCCAUCAAGCACCUCAUAUGGAGGAGCAUAUACUGCUGCUCUUUCCCAGCUAGUAUUUUCUUCCAUUGCUCAAGCUGCCAGUGAUUCUUUUAGCAUCUUUGGUAAGGAACGAGCUUACACUUCUGAGCUUGUGAUGUGGGCUACGAAGCAAACUGAGGCGCUUGCCCUUCUUGUGAAAAGACAUGCAUUAGCUUCAUCUGCAGCUGCUGGAGGUCUAAGGGCUGCGGCUGAGUGUGUGCAAAUAGCUUUAGGCCAUUGCACCUUGCUGGAAGCUCGUGGCUUGGCUCUUUCUCCUGUGCUGCUGAAACUCUUUAGACCUAGUGUUGAACAAGCACUAGAUGCUAAUUUAAAGCGUAUUGAAGAGAGUACUGCUGCUCUAGCUGCAGCUGAUGAUUGGGAACUUACAUAUCCUCCAACUCUAACACGUCAACCUGGCAGAUCCUCAAGUGCUUCCCUUGGUUCCACGACAGCAUAUCAGCAUAAACUUUCUAGUAGUGCUCAUCGGUUCAAUCUGAUGGUUCAGGAUUUCUUUGAGGAUGUGGGUCCACUUCUAAGUAUGCAACUGGGAGGUAAAACAUUGGAAGGUUUAUUCCAGAUAUUUAAUUCGUAUAUUAACAUGCUCAUAAAAGCAUUGCCUGGCUCUAUGGAAGAAGAAGCAAACUAUGAAGGCUCUGGAAAUAAAAUUGUUCGAAUUGCUGAGACUGAAGCCCAGCAAAUUGCUUUGCUUGCAAAUGCAUCCCUAUUGGCAGAUGAACUUUUGCCACGUGCAGCCAUGAAGCUUACCCCAUUGAAUCAGGCUAGUUACAAAGAUGAUCCUCGUAGAAGGCCUGUGGAUAGGCAAAAUCGUCAUCCUGAGCAAAGAGAAUGGAAGAGGCGUCUUCUGGGUGCAGUUGAUAGACUGAAGGAUAGCUUUUGUAGGCAACAUGCUCUAGAUCUUAUCUUCACUGAGGAUGGUGACACUAAUCUUAGUGCAGACAUGUACAUACACAUGGACGGAAAUGUGGAUGAAAUAGAAUGGUUUCCUUCCCUGAUAUUCCAGGAACUUUAUGUAAAGCUUAACAGAAUGGCUAGUGUAGCAGCAGACAUGUUUGUGGGCAGGGAAAGAUUUGCUACCUUGCUGUUGAUGAGACUUACAGAAACGGUAAUCCUAUGGCUUUCAGAAGACCAAAGCUUUUGGGAUGAUAUUGAGGAAGGGCCAAGGCCAUUAGGUCCUCUUGGUCUUCAGCAGUUCUGUUUGGAUAUGAAGUUUGUUUCCUGCUUUGCUUCGCAUGGGCGUUACUUAUCUCGGAAUUUGAACCGAAUUGUCAAUGAGAUAAUAUCUAAAGCAAUUGCAGCAUUUGCCGCAACAGGGAUGGAUCCAUACAGCAUACUUCCGGAUGAUGACUGGUUUAUUGAUGCUUGCCAAGAUGCAAUGGAGAGGUUGAGUGGAAAAGCUAAAGUUGCCAAUGGAGAUCGGGACCUUAACAGCCCCACUGCUUCUGUAUCAGCACAGUCAAUGUCAUCCGUUAGAUCCCAUGGGAGUUCUUAAUUCACAUUUAUUUCCCUUCUGUAAAUUAGAGAACAAUCGAAAACCUCCCCCAUGGAUGGAGCAGUCCUCGCAUUGAUAGUUAGCUUUUAGUUUGUUUCUUCCUCUUUCCCUCAUUCCUCCCCUCCCCACCUCCCAUGGCUUUGUUUCCUUAACAUGACUCUGCCAAUCAGUAGAUUGCUGUUUUUUAUGGCCAUAAGAUUAGAAAUUCUUUUCAUUUUCUAGUUGGUGGAGUGUUUCGAGUGUGUAAAGGUUGAUUGCAUCAAUUGAUAUGAAAUUAUGAAUGCAUAUAUAUCUUCCAUUCUUUGACUAAAA
Diospyros lotus (date-plum) is the source of this 2897-nucleotide messenger RNA. RefSeq names its product exocyst complex component EXO84B. Gene Ontology annotation, biological process: Golgi to plasma membrane transport; exocytosis; intracellular protein localization. The transcript is spliced from 7 exons. The coding region runs from base 255 to 2585 and encodes 776 amino acids. Gene Ontology annotation, cellular component: exocyst. Lineage: Eukaryota; Viridiplantae; Streptophyta; Magnoliopsida; Ericales; Ebenaceae. The record is from RefSeq and is a predicted model, not a curated record.